Molecule: messenger RNA, 1023 nt
Organism: Aspergillus welwitschiae
Lineage: Eukaryota; Fungi; Ascomycota; Eurotiomycetes; Eurotiales; Aspergillaceae
Product: Hsp20/alpha crystallin family protein
Exons: 1
Coding region: 220-780 (186 amino acids)
Biological process (GO): response to hydrogen peroxide; protein complex oligomerization; response to heat
Source: RefSeq, a predicted model, not a curated record
CUGUCUUAUCCCAGUCACCAUCAUGGGGUCCAACAGCUAUAUAAGGCCCUUCGAGGUCUCUUCCAGUCCAUCCUCAUCAUCGCAACAGACAUCAAGCAUCUACUACUAUCACAACAAUAACAACCACUCUAUCAAACGCAACCAACGCAUACUACACCUCCUACUACUAUCAUCAUAACAACUUCUAUCAACAACUUCAUCCAAUUCAUACCUAACACAAUGUCUCUCUUCCGAACCAUCCCUACUGCUGGCGACUUCGCCCCUCUCUUCCGCCUGCUGGACGACUAUGAUCUCCACCGCUCCAGCCAGGGCUCCUCGGUGACUUCUGCUCGCACCUUCGCGCCUCGCUUCGACGUCCGCGAGACCUCGGAUGGCUACCACCUUGAUGGCGAGCUGCCCGGUAUCGCCCAGAAGGAUGUCGACAUUGAGUUCUCCGACCCUCAGACUCUCGUGAUCAAGGGUCGCACUGAGCGCGAAUACCACUCCUCGGACAAUGACGAGGCCCAGAACACUCCUGCCUCGGAAAACACCAACAACAACAACCAGGGCGAGGGCAGCGCUGUCGUCCCCUCUGGUGACAAGCAGGUCUCCAAGAACAAGUCCAAGGCCAAGCACCACUACUGGGUCAGCGAGCGCUCCGUUGGCGAGUUCCACCGCACCUUCUCCUUCCCUACUCGCGUCAACCAGGACGCCGUCAAGGCUUCCUUGAAGAAUGGCAUCCUCUCCAUCUUUGUGCCUAAGGCGGCUGCUCCUUCUUCGAAGAAGAUCACCAUCGAGUAAAGGAUGAUCGAUCGGUGGUGCGAUGAAUAUCGACUUGAUGAUGGGUUUCGAAAUUGUUCCAUAGCGCGUGAUCGUUCUACUCUGUUGUCUGUUAUCUUCAUUCCCUUUUGCUUCUGAUCUGAGCCAGAAUGUCGGGGGGGCUAGUGUCUAAUAGUGGAGGUGUGCAUUCUCAGUCGUUGCUGGGUUUUCGCUCCUUUCUAGUGUUGUUAUCCUAGUAAUACUAUACAUUAAUUCAAUCCUUAA